Messenger RNA from Ostreobium quekettii, 2172 nucleotides. The record is from the annotation of a GenBank genome assembly. Lineage: Eukaryota; Viridiplantae; Chlorophyta; Ulvophyceae; Bryopsidales; Ostreobiaceae.
AUGAGCUUCCUGCAGGUGGAGAAUCUGAAGACCCGCCUGCGCGAGAACAAGUAUGACGUCGGCGCGUGGGAGCAGCUCAUGGGGCACUACCGCGGCGGCGGCAACUCGAGGGCGAGCUUCGUGGAGCGGCAGGAGGUGUACGAGGAGCUUCUGGCGGUCUUCCCAACGGCCGCUGGUUAUUGGAAAGCCUAUGCAGAGGCUGCCAUGGCUGUUAAUGAACACGGAAGGGUGAAAUCUAUCUUCAGUCAGUGCCUGUUGAAUUGCCUGAACGUGGACCUAUGGACGACAUAUUUGCGUUUCAUCAAGAAGGUAAAUCAACAAAAGGCAUCUGCUAAUGGAGUCAAAGAGUUCAAAGAAGUCAGAGAGGCCUACGAGUUCACGCUCGAUCGUGUUGGGCAGGACAUCAACUCGGGCCCGGUCUGGCAGGAGUACAUUAACUUCCUGCAGUCCCCAAAGCCUGGUACCCCUGCCUACAAAGCAUUGUUUGCUGAUGAAGGAAUAGCAGGCCAGGAGGAGGCGCACAGGGUCACUGUUUUGAGACGUCAGUACCAGCGUGCAGUCGCUGUGCCCACCCACCGCCUGGAUACCAUCUGGAAGGCCUACGAAAAUUUUGAGAAGACAGGCACCAGCAAGACCCUGGGCAGGAACCUCCUUGAUGAGCACCGCUCACGAUACAUGUCUGCUCGCCGUGUGUACAAUGAGAGAAAGAGCCGUCUGGAAGGCAUCAGGCACACAGCGCUUGCUGUACCCCCAGGUGAAGGUGGGCCACAGCAGCAGGAACAAAUUGGCUUAUGGCUAAAGUAUCUGGAGUUUGAAAAGUCCAACCCACAGAGGCUGGACCAACCAUCCCUCGUUGCUCGUGUCAGCUUGGCAUACGAUCAAGCACUGAUGUGCCUUGUGCACCACCCAGAGAUUUGGAACGACUAUGCUCGUUUCCACAUUGCUGGUGGGGGGACCUUGUCUGCAGUCAAAGUCCUUGACAGAGCUCGGACGUGCCUGCCAAAUUGCUUGAUGUUGCACUUUGCCUUGGCCGACGUUGAGGAGAGCGAAGGGCACAUCGAAAAGGCAAAAGACGUCUAUGAGGAGCUGGUUCGGUGUCUUGAGGGAAUGGAAGAAAAAGAGGAAGGCAGCAGGUCGAAAGACCGGCUGGCUGGGGUUGAUCUGUCUGAUCAGGCUGCUCUCAUCUGGAUAACGUACAUGCGCUUUCUGAGGCGUGCAGAAACGCAGAAGACUUCCAGAGAGCUCUUCAUACGUGCCACGAAAUCAGGGAGCUGCCCUUGGGAGGUGUAUGUGGCAGGCGCAAUGCUUGAGUGGAGGUCAAAGGAGCAGGACGUCGUUGUCCGAAUAUUCGAGAAGGGGAUGAGGAAGCAUCUUGGGAACCCUGACUUUGUGUUGCAGUACAUCAACUUCCUGCUUGGCAUCAAUGACCUGGAGAAUACGAGGGCUGUGUUUGAGCGUGCGCUCAUGUUGGAGCCCUGCCAGAAAAGCCAGGCCAUGUGGGAGAAGUACAUCCAGGUGCUGUACGAAGUCGGCGACAUCACCUUUGCCCGUGACGUGGAGGAGCGCAAGCGAGCCGCCCUUGGUGACACAACUACUAACAACAUACACUCCCUCAUAUCGCGCUACCGGUUCCUGGACAUCUGGCCGAUGGCGCAAGGCAUCCAGACAGACCACAUGAAGAGGGUGCUGGGAAUGAUGGCGCCACCACCAAUGAUGGCGGGGCCGCAGGCCCAGAGGGCAUGGGGCCCAGGAAUGCAGCGGGAGGCGGAGCCUUUGAGGCUGCCUCCCGUGCUGGGCAACUUCAUAAACAGGCUGCCUACCCCAACAGGAGCAGAGGGCGUUGUUCCAGACGCAGAGGAAGUGAUGGCUGGGCUGAGGAACGCAGACUUGUCCAUGGCAAGCAUUUCUCGGCAAUGCAUGGAGGCGGAGGGAAUGGGUGGGGGAAAACUUCACGAUCAUUUGAGAGGUGACGAUGCGAAUGGCCGCAGGCGAGGAAGGUUUGACGACGAGGGUGACGGGAUGUACCCAGUUCGCUCAUGGGAACCGUCGAUGGAUGAAUACCGAAUGCGCAUGAAGCGAAAAAUGAUGGUGGAGCAACAGGAAGUUGCAGCCAAGAAGGCCGCUGCUAAAGCAGCAAGGAAUGGGAUGGGUGCAGCAAUAGAGGUGCCGUGA